AGGAUGUGAUCUUUGUCCCCACAGCCCCGCCGGUGCUGUGCAGAAGUGAGGGUCUGAGGCGGUGCUGUGCUCAGCGCUCCCUGCAUCUUUGCUGCCGCUGAUCUCUGUUGCAGUGGAGGCUGCAAGGCAGGGCACCAGCCUGAGUGCCUGGGACCAGCAGGAGCAGACUGUCCGUGGUGUGAGGAUCAAGGGUGAUCAGGAGAGCCACCACCACCACCACCACCACCUUGCUGCUGGCAUCUCCAGCCAUAAAGGAAAGGGAAAGUUUGAGUGUAGGAAGACUUGAGACAGCAGGUCCACUAGACACAGCCUUGUACACACCCGUGAAGAAAACCAUGACUACCAAGAGUGUGGGAAAAGACUCCCUGGGAAGGGUGACCUCACCAAGUACACCCACACACUCUAGAGGAAGACCUCAUGAAUGCCGUGAGUGUGGCAAAAAGUUCAGUCGGAAGAGGGACUUCAACACACACACCCUUACACACACUGGUGAAAGACCUCAUGAAUGCCGUGAGUGUGGUAAAAAGUUCAGUAGGAAGUGUGACCUCAAGAAACACACUCUUACACACACUGGUGAAAGACCUCAUGAAUGCCGUGAGUGUGGCAAAACGUUCAAUCAGAAGGGUAACCUCAACACACACACCCUUACACACACUGGUGAAAGACCUCAUGAAUGCCGUGAGUGUGGCAAAAUGUUCUGCAGUAAGAGUGACCUCAAGAAACACACCCUUACACACACUGGUGAAAGACCCCAUGAAUGCCGUGAGUGUGGCAAAACGUUCAAUCAGAAGGGUAACCUCAACACACACAGCCUUACACACACUGGUGAAAGACCUCAUGAAUGCCGUGAGUGUGGCAAAAUGUUCUGCAGUAAGAGUGACCUCAAGAAACACACCCUUACACACACUGGUGAAAGACCUCAUGAAUGCCGUGAGUGUGGCAAAACGUUCAAUCAGAAGAGUAACCUCAACACACACAGCCUUAUACACACUGGUGAAAGACCUCAUCAAUGCCGUGAGUGUGGCAAAACGUUCAAUCAGAAGCGUCACCUCAUCGCACACACCCUUACACACACUGGUGAAAGACCUCAUGAAUGCCGUGAGUGUGGCAAAAAGUUCAGCAGGAAGAGUGACCUCAAGAAACACACCCUUACACACACUGGUGAAAGACCUCAUGAAUGCCGUAAGUGUGGCAAAAAGUUCAGUGAUAAGAGUAACCUCAACACACACACCCUUAGACACACUGGUGAAAGACCUCAUGAAUGCCAAGAGUGUGGCAAGAGGUUCAUUUCUAUGUCUGUGUUGAACACGCACAUCUUCAGACACUCUGGCUUGAGAGAGUUCAAGUGUGAUGUUUGUAAGAAACAUUUCAAGACCAAGCAGGAUAUUGCUCGGCACAUGAAGAUCCACUUCCCCUGAGGUGUUGUGUUGUGCUGCUGUAAGUGUUAUGCACGGAACUUUCCAUAUGACUCAAGAAUCACGUGACAGUACAAUUCUGUAUAGCUUGCACUUCUCUCUGCCAUCAGUGGUCAGUUACAGGCUGGCAGCCGCGACAUCCACACGUUUGUCACUUGUCUUGUCCGCUGUUUGUAUACACCGUUCUUGUUGU
Molecule: messenger RNA, 1608 nt
Organism: Eriocheir sinensis (Chinese mitten crab)
Lineage: Eukaryota; Metazoa; Arthropoda; Malacostraca; Decapoda; Varunidae
Product: zinc finger protein OZF-like
Exons: 2
Coding region: 336-1418 (360 amino acids)
Biological process (GO): regulation of transcription by RNA polymerase II
Cellular component (GO): nucleus
Molecular function (GO): RNA polymerase II cis-regulatory region sequence-specific DNA binding; DNA-binding transcription activator activity, RNA polymerase II-specific
Source: RefSeq, a predicted model, not a curated record